AUUUUAUGUGGCUUGUAAUUGUCAUUGAUUUAUUGUGAAGUCCUGAAAUGUGGUUCAUGUUGACAAAAGAAAAUGCUCAGAACAGAAUAAUCGGACAUUAAUAAGCUUCAAAUUUACUUUCAUUGUAUUUGUCAGUCUAUUAAAAAUGUAAUGCUCAUCCAAUGCUAACUUAUAAUGUAAAUUAGAUAAGAUAUUACUUCAAGGGAUUACCAAGUUUCGAUUACGUGCUUUCGAGAGCAGAUUGGACGAAUGCUCUUCUGAAGAAACCGUGAGAUGGAAAGAAAAAGUUACAAACUCAAUCAAUAUUUUGAAAAUUUAUAUUCGUAAUGAUUUGAGUUAUAACUGAACCAAGUAUCAUGUUGAUGUGGCGAAUACAUUUAUCUAAAUGUUUUAGUCAAUUAGGAGUAUCUACGUCAGGGAAGAUUGGUAUCGGACCGGACGAAUCCGCGCUGUCCGCAAAUGAAAUUGCGUAAUUUCCAAAACACGUUGGGUGGUUGAUUUGGGGGUUAAUUUUAGUGGGGUUGAAAUCGUGCCCGUUGAAAUCCAACAAGUGCUGCCCGGCGAGGCCAAAUAAUGGCAGCACCGUCGCCUCGUUGGACUCAGUCGCUCCGCUCCUCCCCGACCGUGAACACCAACUGUUGCUCCAACUCUCCGCCGGGACGGCAAAACAUGCUCAUUGCCUGAAGAAUAAACUGGACCACCUUGCCUCCUCUGGACCCAGUGAGGGAGGGUGAGAUGGGGCCCGGGUGAGGGAUGAGAGCGUCGGCCAUGAACAGGGCCGAAGAGGUAGAACUGUUUCGAAAAUCGCGGGAGGUAAGCGUCCUGAGGGCCAAGCGACCUGAAGACCUCGUCCUUAGCGUCCUCAAGGAGCCACUGGUCAACCAUCAACGGCCCAACGCACUACUGCCUUCGACCUCCGAAGAUGACGAGGACACCAACAGAGAACGUUGGCGGAGGAGACCGCGUUACUGGGAUGCACACCACAAGCGAGUGCCGACCCCUAUGAAGAAGCGGAGGGCCCGGAGAUCUCCGACGAAACAGGAGUCCGUGGACGACCCGCCCCCGGAGCCGCCUCCCCGGGGGGUGCCGGACCCUUACUAUCCCAUCUACCUCCCCAUCGACCAGGCGUUCAAAGCGAAAUACGUUUUCCACCAACGACGCGGAAAGACUUUCCAGGAACGCCUCUACGUCUUCCUAGAGCAUCCCGGAGGCUGGCUUUGCUUCGUCUACCACUUCACCGUGUAAGUAGCUUCAUAUUUGCAAGCAAUUUCUCACUUGAAAAGCAUGGUUUAAAAAUAAAACAAUUUUCC
Molecule: messenger RNA, 1310 nt
Organism: Cimex lectularius (bed bug)
Lineage: Eukaryota; Metazoa; Arthropoda; Insecta; Hemiptera; Cimicidae
Product: potassium voltage-gated channel subfamily KQT member 1-like
Exons: 3
Coding region: 754-1245 (163 amino acids)
Source: RefSeq, a predicted model, not a curated record